Molecule: messenger RNA, 6884 nt
Organism: Rhipicephalus microplus (southern cattle tick)
Lineage: Eukaryota; Metazoa; Arthropoda; Arachnida; Ixodida; Ixodidae
Gene: Mrtf
Product: Myocardin-related transcription factor
Biological process (GO): positive regulation of transcription by RNA polymerase II
Cellular component (GO): nucleus
Molecular function (GO): transcription coactivator activity
Source: RefSeq, a predicted model, not a curated record
AGCUUCCCCUGCAGCGUCUUAGGGCUAUCGGGGUUGCUACUUUCUGCCGCACCUGUCACAUAUCGCGUCUUUCCGUUUUCGGAACUGUCCGAAUGCGUCUCAGUGGACAGGGACGGCAGUAGAGGACAGCGGCAAGUCUACUUCAACGUCAGGCCGCGACGUAACGCUUGCGUCGCCUGCCCACCCCGACGGAAUGGCUCCCGUGUGGGGGACAGCCGGCCCGUGUACUGGGGCAUCCAGCUGGACCAGGACCUUCUGGAGACUAUAGUGUCUAUCUACCCGGAGUGGUUCAGGGACUACAACCUCGGCAUCAUGGCCGACCAGCAGCAGCAGCAGUCUCCCGCGACAUCCUCGUCCUCGGGCGGCGCCGGUGACGGGAGCGUUCCGUCGCCCCCCGCCCGUGUGGACGAGGCCUCCCUGCAGCAGGCCAUGGACCGGAACAAGGAGUCGCUGAAAGUGAAGCUCAUGCUUCGGCGACCCAUCACUCAACUCGUGGAACAAGGCAUCAUGCCAUCUCUCAAGGCCUCUCCCGCAUUCCAUGAACAGAGGAAGAACCUCGAAAGGGCCAAGAUGGGGGACUACCUCAAGAACAAAAUUCAACGGAGGCCAGAUCGCCAAGAGCUCAUACAGCAGCACAUUCUUGAAGACACCACGGUGGACCCGAGCCUUCAGGACAAACAGCGGCAGUUGAAAAAGGCGCGGCUGGCCGAUGGCCUCAACGACCGGCUCUCUCACCGGCCCGGACCUCUGGAGUUAGUCAAGGGGAACAUCCUACAGACGGAUGCGACAUUUGCGCAAGCCAUCAAGGAGGGCCAGAUUCCAUUCCGGCGGACGUGCGAAGGUGAGAGCCGGAAGCACCCGCCGCCUCCGCAUUUCCUCAUCGACGAAGACAGCAACGGAAGUGACCUGCUUGUGCCUUCCCCUGGCCAGGACUCCAACGACCAGUCGCAGAGCAGUUUGCCGUCGAUAGACCUGUCGGAGUCUUCGUCUUCGUCUGGCACCUUGCACGAGGGCUCGCCGAGCUCAGUCUCUGCAGGAAGUCCACGGGCUUCGCCACCGGUAGCGCCAGUCACAACGCAGCCAACACCCGUGGUCCAAGUGGCAGCUGUCGCACCGUCAACAGCGUCCUCGCUCUGCGCCUCGCAUCAGCUUCAGCAGCAAGCUGUCGCCCCUUUAACGCCCCAGCCAUCGCCGCUGCAGUCGUUUCUGAGCACCAACGCCACCGUGGUGACGCCGUCGACGACUGUGUUUCUCACGGGGACGGCGGUGACUCCCGCACAGCCGCAGCAGGCGGGCGGGGGCAAGGCGGCUCGCAAGAAGUCUAAGUCAAAGGCACAGCCGAAGGCGCGCACUAUCAAAUUCCACGAGUACAAGGGUCCACCAAGCGCUCAGAAGAACCAGCCGGCCACGUCGACGUCGUCAGAGUCGUCGUACGAGCUCCUGCUCCAGCAGCAACAGCUGUUCCUCCAGUGGCAGCUCGAGUGGCAGCAGAAGUAUCCGCAGAUCAUCCUGCCCGCUGCUCAGAAACCGGUGGUGUCGGAGGCAUCGCAGCUGGCACCCGUACAGCUGGCGACUCCGCCCCCUCCGCCUCCACCCCUGCCGCCCGCCGUCAGCUCGCCUCCCAUUGCCAUGGCGAUCACACCUGAGCUACCGCGUCAGCGGUCCAAACUGGAGGACAUGAAGGUCAGCGACCUGAAGGCAGAGCUGAAGCGCCGCAACCUGCCUGUGUCGGGGUCCAAGCCGCAGCUCAUCGAAAGGUUAAAGCCGUACUCGGACAUUGGCUCGGCGGGGACUCAGAGCAGCGGCUCACCCUCGGACCAGCCGGUGUCCUCGGUGGAGGCGACGGACAUAUCGGACCUCUCCUCCCCGCAGUCACCGUCGCUAGGGCUCUCCCUGGAUAUGCACGAUGGCAACCCGCCAUCGGUGGUUCCGAUGGAGGUUGACGGAAGUGGAGGAGACCUGCUGAUUGGGCAGCAGGACUCUCUGGCGGUUAGCGCCUCCGAGACGGACCUGUCCGGCUCUGGCAUGGAGGAAGACCUGAUGAAAAUCCACCAGAGGCGAAUCGAGGAGCUCCAGCGCGAACUCCAGAGGUCCCAGCUUAGGUUGCAGCAGCAGCAACAGCAGCAGGUGUCGGCGCCGUACAGCCUCAAGAGUGCCACGCCACCCAUCACCACUUUCACGCUCACCCUCUCGCCGUCGGGCCAGGCCGUGGUGGCGUCGCAGCCGCAGACCACCAGCCUCCUGACAUCGGCCGCUGUAGCAAGCACUGGUGCUGGCAUGGUUGCCACGCAGACUACGGUUGCUGACACUAAGUUGCUGCAGCGUCAGCUGCUGCAACAGCAUCUUCAGAACAAGAUUCAGCAGCAACAGCAGCAGCUAGCGCAGCAGCAGCAGCAGCAACUACAGAACCACCAGCAACCUCAUCAACAGAAUUGUGUAAGCAGUUCGGGUCUGGCCACUAGCCUCGCGUCAUCGUCACCGACGUCUGCGGCCGUCAAGGCUUCGCUGGCCAACUUUCUUCAGCAGCAACAGCAGCAGCAACAGCAGCAGCAACAGCAGCAGCAAAGCCUGGCAGCUGCGCUGGUGCUCACUAGCGACGCCAACAACAACCAUCAGUUGAUCGGCGAGCAGCAGCGGAGUGGGAGUGGAGCGCAAGCCAUGGCAUACAGCCCGGCAAAGCAUGCGACUACAAAGACACCCAAUGGCCUCCAGUCUCGGUCCCUGCAGCAGGCAGCGAGCUUUCCCUCGCUCCUGUCACCCAAGACGGCUUCGCUGCCCGAGCCGUUCAUCCUGACCAAACAGCCACCGGACUACGAUGAGGCGACCAAGCAUCUCAACAAGACAAGGCAGACGCAGCAGAUGCUACCACUCAACAACUUGGCACCUGCAACCUCGAAGCAGUACCGCCCACGUUCGAUCAAGAGCAAGGACGUCGAUGACGUGCUCGAGAUUCUCAUCAAGAAUGGAGAGUUGCCCCCGAGCGCUGCUCAAGAGCCACCAACACCCACAACACCGGGCACACCCAUUACCGACAUGAGCGGACUGCUGGCAUGCACGCCGCCUUCGUUUCCGACACCGCCGCCUUCGUCGGAAGGGACAAACACGACACAGGGCGAACGGAACUCGCCCUCCCUUGCGUUGUCUGGCGACGGCGAGACACCGCCUCCGUCGGCAUCCCUGGACUUCGACUUCCACCUGGACCUGGACGACUUCGAAGGCAUGGACCUCGGCAUGCUGACCGACAGCGCACCGGCCAAGAACCAGGUUUCGCGAAACCACUACGCUGACGGCGGCGCAGACCUCUCGGACCCGGCACUGAGUAUGGAGAUCGAACUGUCCGACUGGCUGGAUGUCAUGAUGCCCCAGACGACGUCGUCUUCGACUUCAGCCCUACCCAACAGCCAAGUGUCCUCUUCCUCCGCGACUCCGAGCACGACAGUGCUGUCGUCUUCGGUUGCGGCCCCGAACUCGACGCAGCACGACCCACUGCUGUCGACAAACGCUUCUGUGGACGUUCAGGACCCAUUUGACUUGUUCACAGUGAACGACGCGGACUUCCGGGCGUGGGACGACUUUCGGACUAAUUGGGACAGCGCGGACUUCAUCGCCUGACUGCCACGUGGACUGUAUGAGGCAGUUUGAAAUGCAGAAAUGGCCGAAGGGUGCCCUACUAACACGGAUUGCGGGACAGAGCCGCUGUGCCAGUGAUGACUCUUGUCGGUGAACUGCCCUGCCACCGUGGAACACUAGUGCUUUCACUGUCGGUAAUGAAAGAGACAGAGACCAAACUUUUUUUCCCACUUGUAACAGCGAAAUACUAGUUGAUAAGGCCGUCUCAGCAUCACGGACCAAACACAACAAACUGAAACAACACAAAAUGACUGUGUGCCAAGAUAAAGUGCCGACCGCUUUUUCCGAAAUUUUUUUUUCCUCAUUCGUUUGAUUUUCCUCGGCCACAAGAUAUCUUGUCACUUUCCCAGACGUGAGACUCAUGUCACGUUUUGUGUUGUCGUUCAUCUCGCGGUGCAAGAAAAUGCUCACACCGAAACACAAGACAAUACACACAAGAAAUCGCAAACACCUGACAGUGUUUUGCAAAUGCCCAGCCUUUUCGACGAACGGCUGGAAUGCAACGCACAUUCGGGCCGCGGUGCUAAGAAGAUUCAAAAAUGUAGCAUGGGCCCCGUCAGGCACUGCAUGUCGCCACUAUUCACUUGGACACGACGCAAGUACAAAUAGUACCUCUACUAUUUCGCGUCAAUGACCGACGAUGGUACAACCGACAAUGGUACAACCAUCGCUCAUAUGUUGUCUCUUCCCGCCCUUCUUCAUACCACACAAAAGCUCACAACGGUAAAGCUUCAACAUCACAGCUGUCUAUCGCAAACGUCGCGCUGACCAUUGCAUUCUUUUGUCGCGUACGGUCGAACCUUUAUACAACACAUCUAUGCCUGACGUAAGCCUUCCACCUUUGUAUUUCCUGCGUAUCUGAUGUUUUCUUGUAGGCGUAUGCACCAGUGACGGCGAAAUAUGUACUAUUUGUGAUCGGAUUUGCAAGGAAAGGAAGAGCGAUACCUUUGACGAUCUAACAAAGGAUCCUCUCCAGAUCGACGGCUUGUUGGUGGAUGGUCGCGUCGAGAUUCGACGUGCGAACACUGAUACUGUGAAAGCUUUGUUUCACCACUCCAAGGGCAACGUCGCAACGGGAUCGACAUGUUGGCCUGUCGGCCGUCGAGUCUGAAAAACCGAACCGAUGGCCAAAACACGGUUGUGAAUCCAGAAUGUAUGAUAAAGUUGCCUUUGUGAGUUUUUCUAACAUUCUCACUACACCAGAGUUCAUUUUGUUUCACUGUAACCGAUAUUGUCUCGGGACUGUCACGUUUAGUUUUGUUAUCAAGGUAGAGUACUCUGUGAACUUUAAGCAGCCAACUUCGGUUUGUAUCCUAAUCGUUACUCAUGUUCAACGAUUUGUUACAUUCAUGUUCGUUAUUGAGAGGUUCAAAUGUAGCCGUAUAUUUUUGUUUGUUUUUUUUUCGAUAAGGGAUCAAAACGACUUGCUUCUGCAACAAACCAUUUCUAUAAUACAAGAGAGGCGCGAAAUACAUAUCUCACAGACUUUCAGAGGCGGUGCAGCCAUGCCACAUCAGAGAAAAGUCGGUUAACACGCUUCGUUCCUGGCUUUAAUAAAGCGAGGUGGCAUCGCAAGCGACGCAAAGUUGACGACGACCGGACGAAACGGACGCACGAGUUCUCGUCGGGAGAACCACAUUCCAAGCGUCGUUUUUGUCGACACGGAAAGCGGAGAGAGAGAGAGGAAAAAAGCUGCUAAAUCAAACGACGCCAUCUCGGAAAACUUUAAUCUUGAAAGUCGUGAGGUGCAAAGUAAAAAAGACAUUGACCACGUUAUAUGCCCGGAGUUGUGUGGGCCACAAAGCCGUUCGGUCUCGAGCCCAACUACAAUUUUUUUCGUGUCUUGAAGUACUUUGGGAAUGCGGGAAUAUUCUCGCUAGAUAACUACCGCAACGAUGUUUAUGAAAUGGCAUUGUUGAAAGAAAAAAAUUUCCUUGCCUUUGCGAGCAAUGUAAAUUGGAAGUGCGUUCAAUUUGUAGCAUUGGCAAUAGUGGAAAAUUUAUAGCAUGUAUGCCGUAUCGCACGUAAAUCUUUGGCAUCGGGUGAAAUGGUCUGAUGGUACUAAUUACGUGUUUUUCAGCACCAUCCGCUUUGAAUGGACGAUGUUCUGCCCUCUUUCAUUGAUAGACAACUUGAUUUCUUCAUGGAACUUGCGUGGCAUAAAGUAUACGGAAAUCUUUGCAAAUUUUGCGGAUGUCAGUUGCUAAAAAUUUUUUUCAACGGCAUGAAAUUUUUCCUGAAUGGUGCAGCAGUUGUUUAGCGGGAGUGGGCUUGCAUUUGCCGCGCAGUGUUUGAGAAUGAAAUCUAUGUUGGGCUCAAAGCGGUCCCCCCCCCCCAUGUACGGAUAGCCAGGCCAGAGCAGAGACGUACACUCAAUUUAUUGUCCUCAAGCCUUCGUUGUGUUUUUCUACACAUGUGUGCGCGUGCCUGUGUGUGUGUGUGUGUGCAUGUUAUUACCAAGGUUGUUAUCUUUUUGUACAUAAUUUAGGCGAGGUGCAAAUUAUCGACAAACCACGUUACGACUCAGAAAAAAGAAUACACAGUGGGUCUAUCUCCUAUCUACCAUGUCAAAAAAGCAAAACUCAAACAUCUCGGUACAUGAGGUGUGUGGAAUUCGAGAUUUUUGCAUUGGAACGAGAUUUCCUUUUAGUAGUAUCGGAAACCUGGUGCAGAGGAAAUGUUGCGCAGCGAGUGAUGUGGAAUUCGAUUGAAAGCUUUUAACACCUUGUAUAGAAAUAAAUUCAGACAGUGCCUUUUUGCCUAGAAUGCAGUCGUGUAGCAUACUGCUCAUGUUUUGACGUCCUGUCGUCAGGGUUGAAAAAGUUGACAACAUCUUUCGAGGUAGCGUUCCUAUGCGAUUUGAGUUUGUAAUUUUCUUGUCUCACAUCUAUUUGUCGAAUUGCCCAAGCCUCACCUGUAUAGGCGCUCGAGACGUUUUUUUUUUUUCUUUGCUGCUGGUCUCAGGCUUUUUGUCGCACGUGCUGGUAACACUAACCCAAGCUGGUUUCUGUGCUUUUCCUUUUUUUUAUUAGUUGCAAAAACCAGUUUGCUUUGGGUGACGGAAGCUAUUUAGGCGAACAGCGCAAGCAAUAUCACAUCCCCCCCCCCCCAACCAUUUUCCUUUUGUUUUGUUUUGUUUUUCAAAAAUGUACAUAAUAUAUGAAGCGAGGGCUCAAGUCUUCUUGGUGUUGGUGCCCUCGUUGGUGUAGUGUGAUCCGAGAAAUAAACUAUAAAUGAAUACAUGCAUACCUCAA